Molecule: messenger RNA, 7573 nt
Organism: Betta splendens (Siamese fighting fish)
Lineage: Eukaryota; Metazoa; Chordata; Actinopteri; Anabantiformes; Osphronemidae
Product: voltage-dependent N-type calcium channel subunit alpha-1B-like
Exons: 7
Coding region: 3610-4125 (171 amino acids)
Source: RefSeq, a predicted model, not a curated record
CGCCUGAGGUGCAGGUUGGGCCUGGCUCCUGCCACUUGAACUCGAGCCAGUGGCUACAGGUGGAUGCGGUGGAGGUUAAGCUCACUCAUUAGCACAAUCUCUCGCAAAGUGCCCAGGCCGCUGGCACUGCCAACAAAUUACCGGGCCAGCCCGCACGUUCUUAUGUUGUUGGCUUGAGGCCUGCAGCAGCGCUACAGUCUGAGUGAGCUGAUUUAACUGCUUCGUUGGAGCAUCAUCAAAUUCAGUACUUCCCCCAAGGUCGGCUCCGGUAAACGAGCCAAUACCCCAGCAGGAACACUGCUUUGCACGCUACACUGCAGGCCAUAGGCUGAGGGUACAGAUGCACUGCAAGUCCAUCUAAUAGCUUCCACCCGAAGCUCCAGCAAGGAAAUGGUAGGUUUUUGACGAACCUCUUGCCUAAGUGUAUGGCGAAGAGAACCAUCUAGAACGUGCUCAAUAAAUUGGUCUUGAAGCAGCACCUUAGAAUUAGGCACCCCGUCGGGAGCCUGUUGUUUAACUUGCGCCAUCAACGCCAUAAGAGCAAGAGAAAACUCCUGCAGGGUCUCGCCUUCAAGCUGCUGCCGAGAGAAGAAACGUUACUGCCAUGCAAAUAGGAUUGAGUACAGCCAUACAGUUCUUUCAAAAUAGCAAGAACCUGCACUGGAUCCCCCCGUACAGCACCAGAGCAAAACUUAAUUUCCUCCCUGGCUUCUCGGUCCAAGUGAUCGAAAAUGAAGAGAGCCCGGUCAGCAGCUGAAGUGUUGAGCAUGCAUAGACGCUUCAACCUCUUUGAUCCACUCAGCCAUUUCCAAACCCUACAGUACCUACCAUUAAAUGUAGGGCACUUACGGUCGCUAGGAAUGAUGACCAGCCGCUCCGUUACAGCGUAACCUGUAGAGGAACUGCCAGAGAUAAUGAACGAGGGAGAAGCAGCCCCACUAGCGCUUGUACCUGCAGCAUUCUCUUGCCGAAGAUGUUCAUUGUCAGCUUUUAGCUGUAGGAUUAAGUCCUUUAACUGCUGCACCAGCUCCGCCAUGUUGAGCCAGGUAAACUGGAUAGUAAAUAAGAACUCGCACCAACAAGUUAGUUAAAAAAAAAUUCAACGCCGCCGCUGCUGCUGCCACGGUAUUCAAACAAUAAAAAUUUGCUUUAUGCAAAGUUAAAACAUAAAAACAAAAUAAAAAAAACAUCUGACCCUUUAUUAUGCAAUGACCAAUAGAGAAAUAAGUCAAAUGAAUUCAAACCACACCAUGCAUGGGAAAACAAAUAUCAAAAACCAAACCACACCAUGCAUGAGAGAAAAGAUAAAACAAUAAGAUAAAACAAAAAGUACAAAACCAUAAAACAAUGCUUUGGAAAAAAUAAAAAAAAUAACUAAAUGAACCAAAAUACCAAUCGCACUGUUAAAACCACAAUAAAAUCAAACAGAUUGGCCCAAGUGUUAAAAACAGCAGGAGUCAAGAUUAUUAAAACCAGCAAAGCCGCAUCGAGACCGUCGAACGGCAGCAGCAGUCGAGAUUAUUAAAAACAGCAAAGCGGCAUCAACCCGGUCGAGCGGCAGCAGCGACAAUGCCAAGGAGGUCGAAUCAGCUGACCACAAUAUGCAGUGAUCAGCACGAAGCCAAAUCCACUCCGUCCUCCUUGCAGCCAACAAGCGCCAGCCAUGGUGCAUCACCCCGACCUGCUGGCACAGAUAUAAUACGGUUAAGGGCCAAAAGCAGCUGGGGGACUAAAAGUUGACGUGCACCUACCGCGCUCCAGCUCCCGUAAAUCCCACCACACUUGAUCAGAGACCAAUGGUCCAGGUGUGAGUCCGUUCUAAUACACAAUCGCUCAUAAGCACUGCACAUAAAAGAGAUCCAAUGCAGGUCCAACCUGACCGCCUUACUUACCAGCUGUUUCUCUCUCUUGGCACAAGAGUGUUGUGUUGUGUUCACUAACGAGAUUGUGUUACAAGGAAUGUUCUAAAAGUGCUGAGAAUUCAUCUAUGAGGCUGAUAGUUGUAGGGAGCCACAUCGGUUGGAAAAACAGUAACAUAUCAUCAUCCUAUAAACUCAUUUUGUGUUUUUUUGUUGAUAUUCCAGUAAUUCCUUCAGGCUCUAAUGGCUUCAGCUAAAGGUUUAAUAGAUAUUGCAAAUAGCAAUAGAGUGGGCAGAUCAUUUGGUUCCUCUAUGCACCUUGGUGAUGUUUGGCUAUUUGUUCUGACCAUGGUGUUUGCUGAGGUGUAUAGUGUCACGGCGUGGCAGACCUACAUGCAAAGCGGAGACAGAACUUGGAGGUUAACGGUGAUAUCGUAGUCAGAUAGGCAUAGGUCGGUACACAACAGUGGCAGCUAGAUACUGGCUUGGGUCAGGCAGUCGGUGGUCAAAGACAGACUAGGUUCAACACUCACGGAAACAAGAUUGGAGGCAAGGCAGGAAACAAAGUCAGGAUAGCUUCGGUCAUACACGGCUUGGCACAAAGAUCAUAACGCUGGAAUGCUGGCUACUACUGGUGCUUAAAUGGUGGAGAGUAAUUACUGAAUGCUUGCAGGUGGUGACUAUAAGUAAAGCAGGAGCUAAGACAACCGGCCAGCAACAGGAAGUGGAAAAACAAAACAGGAAGUUGACAUGAGCAAUGGCUAAGAGUCUGUGACAUAUAGUAUUUGGAUCCAGUCUGUAAAUGAAUUACAAAUGCCAAAUUUAUGCAGAGUGGCUUUACUCUGGUUUACCCUGUCAAAAGAUUUUUCUGCAUCUAAGGAGAUGAUGAGGACAUAAUCAAUUAAGUUGAUCAAUCUGUUCAUAUUGUUUGUUGACUGUUGGCCUUUAAGCCUAUUUGGUCAGAGUAAAUAACAUAUGGAGUAGUUUUUUCUAGUCUUCUAGCAAGUGCUUUACAGAUUAUUUUUAAAUCUACAUUAGUGAAAUUGGGAGUGUAUGAUGUCUUCCUGGCUUUUGGAGCAAGCUUAUAAAAGCUGAAUUCAUAUUUGGGGGUACAGAAAACUGUUGUUUAAUUUGAACUAUCAAUUGGUAGAAUAUGGGUGCCUGGAGCUUUGUUAUUUUACAUCUUUUGAAAAGCUUUGUGUAAUUCUGCUAAGGACAGCAAUGUUUUCAGAGUUCUUAUUUGUUUUUCUGUUAACUUUGGCAGUUCUACUUUAUUUAGAAAUGACUUUAUAUGGCUUUCACAUCCCUGAAAGUGUUAUUAGUUAUUAUUAGUUAAAGAGUUAUUUACUAAAAUGUAAUCUAUAUGAGCGUAAGAGUUGUGAACUGGGGAAAAGAAGGUGUAUUUCCUGGAGGUGGGGCAUCGAGAACACCAGGUGUCACAAAGUCCAUAAUAGUCCUGUUUCACGGUCUGCUGAUUGCCAGUUCCUGUUGUUCACAGCCUGUCCAACUUUGGGUUACAUACUCAAUUAAAGUCCCCUACAACUAUAAGUUUUGAAUUAGAGUAAGCAAGUUUUAAAUAACUUGUCUUGUGAGUAAUUAUUGUUGUUGGAUGAGCUGGUUGCUGGGACAGAGGUAAAUCCUACCUUUUCCUCUUUGGUCUUCUACUGUAGGUGUUGUAGCCCAGCAACUAUCUGAUGCCAUCUUAAAGAAGGAGUUGUCCACCGUGUGGCCCAGCCUGUCUCAAAACACCAUGGAUCUGUUGGUUACACCACAUAAACCCAAUGAACUGACAGUGGGGAAAGUGUAUGCAGCACUGAUGAUCUUUGACAACUACAAGCAGAACCGAGCACGGAGGCUGCAGCUGCAGUGUGUUUUAGGCUCCCAGGAGAAAGACCUGCCUCCUAUGAUAUCAAACAGCGUGAAGCCUCCGAGGAUGCUGCAGCACCAGCCUGCAUCUAAUGCCAGGUCACAGCCACAGAUCAGGCUUAGCGCCAGCUCCCUGGACAAUAGAAGCACAAUGCAAGAUCACGAUUGCAGUAUCAGGGUGUUGUCUUCAUGGAUGACAGAGAAACAAAGCAACGCUCCUGCAACUGAUACUGGGUCCAGAGGCCCUUCUGAACAUUUUAUGGACAAUGCUGUCAACCAGAUCCAGGAACAAAUGAAAACAAAGGAACCAGGUGGCAACUCGACUGCAGUGACAGCUUUUUGUCUGGACCAGGCUAGAGCUAUAUCUAUGCCCCGUCUCAGUGCUGAGCUGCAGUUUUAAUAAGAGGGCCAUCAUCUGAGCCAGGGCCUGGCUGUGGGAGCAAAGACCACCACUCCUCAGUAGUCAAGCAGCGUUACUCCUGCAGCCAGGAACACUUGCACACCAUAUCAGCCACUGCCACCAGUUAGGGACAAGAAGUCAGCAGCAAACAGGUGGGAUGGCACAUGCAUGUAACAUUAAACAGAACACUGAAUAUGUAAGCUACGGGCCAGCAUACGUAGAUGCAUCAUGGUAAAGUGUAACCCCCACAUUUUAUUGCUUAUGACUACUGCUCUGUUUUUCUUUAGUUUUAGAUUCUCCUUUUUAACUUUUUUCCCCACUUUCUUAUACCAUUUAUUAUAUAUUUCUUUUUCCUCACAUUAUUUUCCAUUGAAUCUUGUUUUAUUCUUGUGUUCUUCUUUGUCCAUAUUCUUGUUUUCUCUCAUCACACAUUUCAUUUUGGUGUAUUGUCUUUGCCUCCUCUUUCUGUUUCAUACUUUGCCCAUCCAUCUAUCCAUGCUUUCAAGGGCAGUUGUUGGGUUAAGGGCAGUCCAGUGGCAUUAAGCUCCAGCUGUGGAUGCCAGCAUCUCCCCCAGACCCGCCUCACUGUGAGGCCACGAGUGGCAUACAAUGCUGUCGCUUCCUUCCCUGUGCCCUCUGUGUCCACCCAGGAAUCUUCCCAUUUCAGAAUGAGUGGCGGCCUAUCAGAGCACACCACCCUUCAACACUGUGGGUCCUGCAACUUUACUUGCCCCGUCACUCGAAUCAACUCUGAACCCUGCUUAGGCAGUGGCUGCAACAACUCCCCAGGGAGCCCAAUCAGCAGCCACCUGGGAUGAAUCAGCCAGCCUCCUUGCCAGACCCUCAUCUGGGACCACACUGCCUCCAUGUGAUAAGACUCCCACAUAACAAGAAGAACGUUGAGAUCUUCAAAAGGUACAAAUUUGGGGCAACACCAGCCAAGGCUCUGGCAUUAGAGCACCCCUGUAUAACACAAAGUAAAGGAGGAGUGGUGCAAGCAUGGCUUUAAACCAACCUUGCAUUUAUGAAGAAUUGUGAUGAGUUUUAUCAUCUUUUCUUUGUUUUCAUUUUUACUGUAUAUGUUUAAAGCUGCAUUUUAUUACUACAGUGUCCUUGUCCAGGAGAGAACAUUCAAGCAAAUAGGGAAGGUUUGGCUUGUUUGGUGUUUAGUGUAUGACAAACAUUAAGGCCUUUGAAGCUAAUAAGUCUAACAUGUUACCAAAUCUAAAUCCUAAAUUCACAUUUCACUGACACACAUCAUCGCUAACAUUUGCAUGCAAUGUCUAAAUCUACAGUACAGUAAAACAGUGAUAGCACUCACUGAUGAGCUGUUGUCUCCUUCAGCUUUAAUAAUACCUUCAGCUUUAAAGGGCUCAUAUCAUGCAAAAUCCACUUUUUAGACAUUUUGGAGCGUUCCUAUGACUCUAUGGGUCACAUAUACACACACUGAGCACGGUAGAAAUGCAUUUCCUGCUUUUUUCACAUUUUGAAAACGUAAAUUUUCUCACCCAAUGAAAACAGACCACGACCUACUCUGAGACCGGGUCCCAGUUGUCGUCACCUUGGUCGGAAGUUCUCCCUGCAAAUCCUGAACCACCACCCCCACAAUGAUCCCGAACCAAAACUGGACUUCCGCCAUUUCCCCCCUCUCACUCACCGUGAACAGACCAGCACGGCAGCGCCCAAGUCCUCCCAUAGAAAUAGUUCGGUUCUUGGCUGUUCUAACCAACACCAAAGUCUAUUCACUUUAACAAGGGAUCAACAAGUGAGGAUUUGUGGGUCACUUUUAUUUUUAACGGACCGGUGCCAGAAACACUGCGUCAGCAUUUAUACGUAUGUGCAUUUCAAACGAGGGUGCGUACAAGUCCGUCAUCCACUCACUGAAGUAAGUACAUGCUUGAUAUUUAUAAUGUUUUAAAAUGUUAGUUUGUCCGUUUAAAAUGUAGUAACCUAUGUGUGGGGCAAGUUACUAGCUAGCUAUGCUAACGGCUACAGCCAGUCGACCGAGCCUUUGUCCCCUUCAAAUGUGCUCAUGUGGGCUCCUGCAGCCACACACCUGUGUGGAGAAAAGCUAAUGACUAACGGCAUCGAGCGGCUACGGGCAGGGAGCGGUGGGUCUAGCGUCUGUCUUUUUUCUGUAAUCUCAUACACCUGCGGGGAACAGCUGAUCGUUAUCGCCCUUCCAGCGGCGACAGGCAGGAAGCGGUGGAUCUAGCUCGCUGUAGUAAGUUUGUGCUUGAUACUUGUGAUAUCUAAAUAUGUUAGUUGGGUCUGUUUAAAAUGCAGUAACCCACGUGUGAGACAAGCUAAUCGCUAGCGUCGCUAACGGCUACAGUGAGUCAACCGAGCCUUUGUCCCUUUCAAAUGUGCUACUCUGAGUUGGCACCUGUGUGUGUGUGAUGGGCCUUCGAUCGGCGACAGGCAGGAAGCGGUGGAUCGAGCUUUUGUCCUGUUGACGUGCUGCCGCUCCUGUUUGUGUUGCGUUAGCCGUUAGCAUGUCUUUAGGCCUUUGCACUUUAGAGCUACAGCUGGUCAAUCGCUACAAAAAGAACCUGCGGAUGAACGCGGCUAUGUUUGUUAUUACCCCGUCCUGUGUCACAGCCUAAAUCAACUUGUGAAUUGGGGUUAUGUCAUUGUUCUAUCAAAUUCUAACAUGAUUAGUUGGAAUGAUUACUGUGUUGUGUUGCAAGCUUAGUUGCUAAUUAGUCACAUCUCUACAAUAACUGCUGCUUAUCUGGUCAGUAACCUACAGCUUGUACCAUAGCCAUUAUAUUUGCAGUAAAUGUAACAGUCUUUUCUAUACUGUAGGGAGCCACAUCCCAGUUACCUACAUGCAAGGAGGCUGUCAAACAGAGAAAUCACUGCAGACUGUUGGUACACAGGCAUCUGCUGCCCAGCUCAGGAGUAAAGGUAUGUAAGUUUGUAUGUACCAACAGUAAGAUAGGCAAUAGAAGAUUUUAAUUGGUAUAUACUGUUUAGAUUUUAUAUUUGAAUUGUAACAACUGUUUAUCUGUUGUUUUAGCACAGACAGGCCUGUCCUCUUGUUUGGUUUAAUUUUUUUUCUGGUAUUGUGUGUUCUUACAUUAGAGAAGGUUUUGACCUACAUAAUAAUGAACAUUUCACUAAUCUACAAUUCUGAUUGCAGUACCUUUUUGUUUCGAUGAGGUGAUGGUGAGGACAGCCACAGCUUCCAUCUGGUAGAGGACUGCUUCCGCUCAGUCUUCCAAAUAGUGAUGAGAACAAGGAUCACCACAUCUCCCUGUUUACCCUACUUUCAUGCAUUUUGUCUGCAAGGCCCUGCAAAAGCUUCUGUCCUCAGACCCCCAGACUUCUUAAUUAACUCAGUAACCUAUACAUUGCACAUUGGAGUGUGAAGGUAACAGUUUGUUCUAGCUUUGGAGUAGUGGUGCAUUUUUUUGGUUUACAAUAAAGUUGGCUUUAACUAUUA